GGCGCAGGUAAAUCGACGAAUCUCUGUUGCGAUAUGUAGCGAUAUGUAGCGACGGCAACGAUAUUCGACGUUUGCUUGCGAAAUAUCGGAGCAUUAUGGAGUGUCACGCGAGCGAAAGAGACGUCGGCGCGGUUGAAAAGCCGCUCCCUAGUGGCGACGGCAGCGUAGCACCGGUGAUAAUUGAGGAACUGGACGAAAAUGCCAUCGGCUCGAUGGACGUGGACAUAAAUGAGUUUGUGGAAGCGAGGGCGUUGCAAAUCAACGAGGUGACGGACGUUAUUCCAAAUUGUACUCUCUCCCCGUCCCCGUGUAAUCGCACCAAGGUUACCGUAGACACGGAGGAGCAGGAUACGUCGCUGACCGCCGACGAGGAGGAUCGGUUAACGAAACAGUUCUUAAAUGGCGAGCUGACGUUUAGCGAGUAUUCGUCCAGGAUGGACCAGGAUAUAGAUCUGGAGACGAUAGAGAACGACGCGUCCAGAAGGACAGUCGGACCCGAUCGCGUCGCUGUACAAAAGUCGGUGGAACAAAAGCCGCACAAAGCGAGCGUCGUGCGUCAGAAGAAGAAGAGACGCGUAUUGCCGCAAGUUCUGCAAGGGCUCAUGGGAGAGGCAAAUUUAAGAUUCGCAAAGGGAGAGGUAGACUUGGCAGCUAAAAUAUGCAUGGAGAUUAUUAGACAAGUACCGAGCGCUCCAGAGCCAUUUCAAACGCUGGCCAUGAUAUACGAGAACGAUCAACCGGACAAGUCGUUGCAAUUUGCUCUAAUUGCCGCGCAUCUUAGUCCCAAGGAUGCCGAUCAGUGGGUGAGAUUAGCCAACUUGUCGCUCGAAAGCAGCGACCUGAGGCAAGCGAUCACGUGUUACUCCAAAGCGAUUCAAGCCAGUCCAAAGGACAUCAAUUUAUACGAGACGCGUGCGCAUCUCCAAGAACAGAAUGGCGAUAAGAAGGCGUACCUGCGAGGAUAUACCAAACUGAUUCACCAAUUGGAAGCCGAAGAUGGUGCAUAUAUCAUGAAAUACGCAAAGAUAUUAGCCAAACGUUAUAUGCAAGAGGACAACAAUGAGCAAGCACUGGAAGCAGUUGAGACUAUUUUUACCAAAUGUCCUCAUCUCAUCACGUUGGAAGAAGUUAACAUUAUGACUGAAUUGCUAAUAGCGCUCAAGCAAUUUCAGAGAUGUUUAGAUAUACUGCUAAAGUACACGGAUAUUCGAGUACGAUAUAAGAAGAGCGAGGAGGAGAGGGAUGGAGAACGUGGUGACGCGAGGUCUAAAGCUACGUCAUCGCCAUCGAGAGUAUCAACGGCAGGCGAGAGUGGCAAUGAAAUCGAGUUUUGCGACGUACCGAAUAACGUGGUCGUUGACCUGAAAGCCAAAUUUCUCAUUACUCUCAUCGAACUCGAUUACAUUCCGAUGGCUGAGAAGCUGCUGCCUCAAUUUUACUUGCGCGAGAAUCCAGAGAUCUCGGGAGAUCUCUUUCUAGACGUGGCGGAGGCAUUGAUGGGCAAGAGGGAGUUUCAGCGCGCCAUGCUUCUGUUGGAUCCGUUGGUUAAAAGCACCAAUUACAGCCUGGCCGCGGUCUGGCUGAGGCACGCGGAGUGCUGGGUAGGCUGCGAUAAUCUCGACAAGGCCGUACAAUCUUACGAAGCCGUCCGAAGAUUAUCGCCGCAGCAUUUAGGCGCGAGAUUGGCUCUUGCCAAGCUUUAUAAAAAGUCGGAACAUUACGACAAGGCGGUACAAGUUCUCUAUCAAGACCCCGAAUCCGACACGUUAGAUCCUGACGUUCUCUAUCAGAGAACGCUGCUACUUUACACAGUUAGAAGAUACGAGGAGUACUUUGCUUCGGGAAUGCUGCUUCUCUCGAGACACUGCGUCAAUAUAAGACGAAAGGUCGAAUUGAAUGCGUUGGCACGCGCGACGGGCGUUCGCCAGCGGCUCGACAGCCUACAGCUUCGUCGUUUGUCUUGCGGGGAAAGGUUGGAGGACGAAAACGCCCCAACGUUUGUUGCUAACGCCAAGCCGAGCGAGAAGAAUGAGUUUCUACUCUUCCUACAAAUGUGUAAGCUAGCGUGUAAAUUGAAAAAGUAUGGCUUCCUCCAGAGAUUAUGCUUCACCGCUCUCACGUCCAAGAGAUUUACCAAGAGGAACUCUCACAUCGUCUUUCUGUGCUUGGUCUCUUGCAUUCACAACAAGGACUCGUUCUACGGGUACAACAUCGUCCGAGAACUCGUACGUGUCUGCCAAAGGUCCAACUCGUGGAACCUGUUGAACAUAAUUAUCCAAAGGGCGGAAGAUUUGAGGCAUAACAGAUUUAUAAUGAGAUUGCUCGGACGAGAUGUCUUUUCGUAUUUGCACAUCAUGCACGCAAACAACUGUCUCGUUUCGGGAACUUAUAAAUACGCUCUAAACGGAUACAUGUCUCUUUUCAAAGUAGCACCUAGUGCAUUGCUGGCACUGUUGAUAGGCGUUACGCAGUUACAAAUGGCGUGUCAAAAGUUGUCGGCUAAGAAGAAUCAGCUUGUAAUUCAAGCGCUGGCCUUCUUCAACAAGUAUAUGCAGUUACGUGGUAAAGACGGUCAACAAGAAGCCUAUUACAACAUGGCACGGGCAUUUCAUCAAAUUGGCUUGUUACCCUCUGCCAUUCACUUUUACAAGUUGGUCUUGAAGGAAGAUCCAGGAGAUUUAGUCAAACAGCAUGCGAAUCUUUUGGACCUGAGAAAGGAAGCAGCCUUCAAUUUGCAUCUCAUCUAUCUGCAAUCGGAAAACCAUCUUCUUGCUAGAAUGUAUCUCGAGAAUUACAUCACGAUAUGAGUACAAAGUCGUCUAAAUGUGAUAUUGUACAUAUAUUUUCUAUUUGUAUUUAAUGUGUAGAGUGCUGUAAAUAGUUUUAUAGAAAUAAAAAUUUUUCCCCAUUCAAA
Vollenhovia emeryi is the source of this 2914-nucleotide messenger RNA. Its product is annotated as general transcription factor 3C polypeptide 3. The record is from RefSeq and is a predicted model, not a curated record. Gene Ontology annotation, biological process: transcription by RNA polymerase III. The coding region runs from base 96 to 2807 and encodes 903 amino acids. Gene Ontology annotation, molecular function: protein binding. The transcript has 4 exons. Gene Ontology annotation, cellular component: transcription factor TFIIIC complex. NCBI's taxonomy places the organism in Eukaryota, Metazoa, Arthropoda, Insecta, Hymenoptera, Formicidae.